AUGAAAAAUAUUACGUUUUUAGUUUCCUUUCUAAUUUUUUUAAGAAGCAUAAAUGCUAAUAUUAGCAUAACCAAUUUUACUUAUACAAAUGGGAAAGGUGAUAUAAAUGUAGAGAUCUUUCAAACUGACUAUAUAACUAUAUUAAAGCUUCCUUUUGGAGGCAAAAAUGAACAAAAGUUUGAAAUAAGUGAUGAUUAUAUUAUUACUAAUGAUAAAGAAACAAAUAAUUGUAACAUACCAAAUAACAAUUUUGGUGUGGUGUAUAGCAAAUCCAAUUCUCAAAAUAAAUUUUUGUUUGUACAAAGAGAAUAUACAACAAUAUACGUAAAGGAUAAAAAUAAUGCUUGCUCCUCUAUUUCAAAGAUUGAACCGUCAUUAUAUUCCUUCCAAACUAUAGAAUAUAAAAAGGAAAAGAUAAAAUUAGGGAAUACAACAAAAUGUGACGAGAAAAUUGUCGAAAAGUUAAAAACAUAUAUUGAUCUUUUAGACGAUAUGAAUCUUUCAGAAGAUAUGAAAUGUGACAAAAUAAUAUCAUCAUCGUUUUUACAAAAUAUAGAGAUAAUAGAUUGUACAGUAUAUAUUGGAAAUAUUUUUCUAUUUAAUAAAUUGAAUAAGGAAGAAUAUUAUAUUUGUAUAAAAAAAGAGGAUAAUAAUAAUAACAAUAAUAAUAAUAAUAAUAAUAUGAAGAAUAAUAUAUCACUUCUUAUCCACACCAUUGAUCUAAAUAAUACACUUAUAUCUAACACAUUUUAUUGUAACAUAGAAAGCGAUAUUUGUUCAAUUAUAAUUAAUUCCGUUUAUUUUAAUAAUAUGCCUAAUAUAACAGAUGAUACUUUAGUUUUGAAAUCUCAAUGUAAUAUUGAUAGCAACCCUUUAAUAAAUAUUGAUCGUGUUUUAAGAGAAGGGUAUUAUACUUUUCAUUUUAGUAAUCCUAAAAUAUAUUUUUUACAAAUAUGUAUUAAAGAUAAUUUGAAGAAAUAUAGAAUGCUAGGUAAAAUAUAUUUUUUAAAAGCAUAUGAACCAGUCAUAUGUUUUAUUGGCACACCAUGUGUUAUUAAAUCUUUUACAGCAAAAGAAAAUGUACAGUAUGUUCAAAAUAAUAUUGAUAAGGAAACGUUUAUAUUUUCAAAUGAAAAAUGUGAUAAUGAAAAUGUAAAUAAAAAAGAAAAUAGGAAUAUCAUAGAAACAAAUUAUGAUAUGAAAGAGCUAGAAAAUAAUCAACAUUUAUAUCUUUUUAGUAAUAAUCCUUUAACAGAUGAAAAAUAUUUAUGUACCUCAAAUAAUGGGAAUUUUUUAUUGUUAUUUUCCAUAGUCUUAAUUAAAUUACCUGAAUAUAAUAUACAUUAUAGUAUUAUAAAUAAUAUAGUUAUUAAUUAUUCUACUCCUUUUUUUGAAUAUAAUAAUUAUUUAGGACCAUAUGUAAAAUAUGAAUGUUCGGAUAAAUCGAUAGUUUCAGAUGAAUAUAACAAUUUUAAUAGUAAUAAAGAUAAUGAUUUUUUAUUAAAGAAUGAUGAAUUAAAUUUCACAAUAAAAUUCAAGGCCAUUAUUAUGAGAUUAUGUCUCAAACAAUAUAAUUUUUAUUAUGAUAUUGGAAAAAUAUAUAUUGAAAAUUUGAUAAAUUAUAAAAAAAUUUCUUCUUUAAAUGAUUUUACAUUUAAUGCUGAUAUAUCCAUACAUGCUGAUGAUUUAAAUACCAAAUUAUUAAAAUUUGCAAUAAAAGAAGAUCAUAACUGUCAUUCUGAUCAAGGCUUUUUUGUUCAAUCUAAAGUUAAUUUUCGUGUAGAAAAAAAAUCUUUUUACAAAAAUAUAUUUAUUAAUCAUACAACAUUAUAUGAAUCAAUAAAUAAAAUUAUUUUAGAUAAACAUAUAUAUUAUAUUUGUAUGUGUUCACUACAUGAAAAAUGUUAUGAUAAUAAUAAUCUAAUAGAUUAUAAUACGUAUACAAAUAUUACUAUACCAAAUGAAAUUCAACCUUCACUAAAUAAAAAAUUUGUAUGCAAAAUUUUUGAGGAUUGUUCUUUUACUAUCAAUUUUGAAAAUGAAGAUAAUAAUAUAUCAGACAUAUGGAUAGCCAAAAAAGGAAAAUCUUGUAAUUCCAAAGAUAUACAAGAAGGAAUUCAUAUUACUCAUCAAAACGUUAAAGAAUUAAAUAAAGAAAACCUUCAUGUAAUAACAAAAGUGAAUUUCAAAAUUUAUUAUAUAAUUAACCAUAUAAAUUAUUCAUAUUUGUUUAAUCAGGAUAUAAUUAUUUGUGGAAAUUAUCGAAAUCAACAUUUUAUUAUUCAUAUAAAAAGUGAUUUCUUCUUAUUAUACUAUGCUCUUCCAUUUGAAGAAGAAAUUAAAAUAAAAAAUGUUACACAAAUUAAUAUAGCUACUAAUACACAUGAAGCACAAAAGAAAAAUAUAAAUACACACAGUCUUGAAAAUAUUAAAAAAAAAUAUAAACGCUUAUUUAUUUAUUCAUACCGUGAUGACGGUAAAAGCAAUUUAUAUAAAACUAUUAACGUUAAUGAAGAUGAAAAUGAAAUAUGGGAUACUAUCAAAUUUGAAAUUCCAAAUGAUUAUCCUACAAAAUAUAAUGAAAUAUAUUUUAUUAAAGAAUGUCAUUAUGAUCAAGGUGUCAUAAUAUAUGAUCACAAAAGAGAAUCAGACAAUAUUGUGCUUAAUAAUGAUUAUAAUCAUAUAAUAAAAAGUAAAGAAAUUUACUGGGCAAGAAAAAAGCGAAUAUUUAAUAAAAAAUUAAAGAAAAAAGGAAAAAUCAAAAAUGAAAUUAUUAAUAUAUAUAAUUGCUCAAACGAAGUAAUGGAAAAUCACACAUUAACAACAAUUCUUAUAUUUGAUGGACCAUUAAAAGCUUUAGACAUUUAUUGUUAUAUGGAACUUGAUUGUACACAUAAAGAAAAAUUUUCAAUAUUAAAUUAUGAUUAUUCAUUAUUUGUUGAAAUAUCAGAGACACAAAGAAUUAUUAUAUAUUCUAAAGAAUCAGAAGGAAAUAAUAAAAAAAAAAAAUUAAAUAAAGAUGAACAAAUAAAUUUAUAUGAAUCUAAAAGAAUUACAGAACUCAUUUUAAGUAUUCCUAAACAUAUUUCAAAAGGAAUAGAACCAGGACCUUAUAAAAUUAUAUAUACAAGAAAAUUCAAACAAUUUAUUCAUGAAUUAUAUGUAGGAACAUUUCAUUUUAUUGGUGCCCCUUUACAAAAAUAUCAUAUUAUACGAGAAAAUCAAGAAAACAUUAUUAUUCAUGGAUAUUUUAAAAAUGUUGAAAAUGAAAAAAUACAAAUUGUAAAACAUCGAAAUACAUGCAUUUUAACAAACAAAGAUAAAAAUAAGAAAUUAUUAAAAUCAACUGAAAUCGAACUUGUUUUAAAUGAAAUUAAAAGAAAUGUUCAAAAUUGUACAUAUUUAGAUGAUAACAAAAUAAUAUGUAAAAAUGAUUUACCUGUACAAGGGAAAUUUGUUCUAUGCUGGUGUUAUAAUAUAUUAAAUAAUGAAAAUAAUAUAUGUCAUAAUUUAAAUAUGUAUAGACCUAAAAUUACAGAAGUUUCUUCUUUAUUAUAUUCAAUGGAUCCAAUAUUAGAAAUAUCAAAAUCCUCUCUUACCAAAAUUUUAAAUUAUAAUAUUGGAGAUUUCUUUUUUAUAAUUGAUGAUGAUUGUGAACAUAUCAAAAAUAUGAAAUUAAAAUCUAAAUUAAAUGAUGAACAAAAUAUUCUAGAUAUCUAUAAACAUUUACAAUAUCCAAAAAAAUAUGAUUUAUGUAUUUGUAUUGUUCAACAUAAUAUUUCAUGUGAUAAGGAAGAAAAUUAUAAAAAUUUUUAUAUCAAAUUAAACGAAAAAUUUUAUUUUACAAAGGAAAUGGGUAACACAGAUGAAUUUAAUAAUAUGGAUAAUUUAAUAAAAGAUUUUACAUUUACUAUAGAUUAUUUGGAAAAAUUAAAAAUGGAUAUGGUCCCUGUCUUUGUUUUUUUACCUGGGCCCGUCGAAUAUAAGGAAUAUGUUUGUUUUGCUGGAAUACCAUGUAACGCACUAAUCAAAAUAAAAAGAUCUACACAAACAAGGUUAAGAACAAACAAUGCGCAAAUUACUGUUGAGAAAAAAGAUGUAACGAAUAAUCAUAUGGAUUCUUAUUGGAAUAAAAAUAAGGGAAAUAUCAAAGGCGCCACUUCAAAAAAAAUCGAAGAGAAAAAGGAACAACAAGGGAAUGAUCAAAAGGGAAGUGAAAUAGUAGAUAAUAAUCAAGAUGAAAAUCAAGAUAAUAAGCAAGAUAAUAAACAAGAUAAUAAACAAGACAAAAAACAAGAUAAUAAACAAGAUAAUAAACAAGAUAAUAAACAAGAUAAUAAACAAGAUAAUAUGCAAGAUAAAGUAGAAAAUAAGAAUAAAGAUAUCAAUAUGGACAAAAAAAUUACAGUCAAAGAAACCAAUAUUGAAAAAAACGAAUAUGAAGAAGACGAUGAUGAUGAAGAAGAAGAAGAAGAAGGGGAAGAAGUGGAAGAAGAAGACGAAGAAGAAGAUGAAGAACAAGUGGAAGAAGAAGACGAAGAAGAAGAGGAAGAACAAGAACAAGAACAACAACAACAACAAAAACAAAAACAACAAUUUGAUGAUGAUAAUAAAGAUGAAGUUGAAGAUUCAGAUAAAAACGAAAAAAAAGAGGACGAAACAGAUGAUUAUAAAAAUAACGAUAAAGAUUUUAAUCCAAAUGAAGAAGAAUCACAAAAGGUGAAUCCAAACACACAACAAAAUCAAUAUAAUGAACAAAUUAUUUCAGAUGAAGAACAAGUUAAUAUUGAACACAAACCGUUAGGACAACAUCACUACAUAUAUUACACAUUAAAUGAUACAAAAGAAUGUAAUAAUGAGUAUGAAACCGUUUAUAAAAGUAAUGCAUCCAGUAUAUAUGUUUCACAAGAAAUAAAUUAUUUACAUCAGGAAUUUAUAGAUGGAGUUUAUAAUUUAAAAAUUGAUAUAGUACCUAUAGAUAUAACUAAACGCUAUGAAAUUUGUGCAUCAUUCUAUCCAGAUGAUAAAUAUUUUUAUAAUAUUGGAAAUGUUAUAUUUUAUGGAAUAUUUAAUGAAUCGAAUACUUUAGAUAUAAUUUCAGGUGUUCCAUUUAGCUUUGAAAUAAAUCAAUUCUAUUCGAAAUAUAAUUUAUUCAUUCGUUUGAUUUAUGAAAAACAUGGAGAUUCUAAAAUAUGUAGAUUAUAUAAUAAUAAUUUUGAAAAUGUGUUUUUAGAAAGUUCUAUAGAACACACAAUAGUUCAACAUGAAAAGAAAGUUUUAGAUAAUUAUAUAACUAAUUAUAAAUGGAAUGAUAUAACAAUCAUUUUAGAUACAGAUAAUAAUAAUUAUAUGACUUCAUAUCAAAAUAUAGAUGGUUCUUAUAAUUUAUAUGUAUGCUCCUGUUAUGAAUUAACUGAGGGACAUUGUAAAUCAGAUAACUAUUUUUCUACACAAGUCAUGAAAUUUUAUGUACAUACAGUUGAAUUAAAAGAACCCAAAAUGAAUUCAAUAAUACAUUUCUUAAAACCAUUUACGCUAAAAUUAGAAACUACCAAAAUAUUAAAUGGAUCGAUUAAAGUUAUACCAAUUGAUAUAAUAUCAGAUUUAAGUAAAUUAUGUUUAGAAUUAAAUUUUAAAAAAAUAUAUUUAAAAUAUCAAGCAGAUAUUAAUGAAUAUGAACAAUCAUAUAAUAUAACUAUUAAUUUUCUUUCUCAAGGUUUUAUUAUAUGUUGGUGUGGAAACGAUAAUUGUAAAGACAAUGAAUAUUUAACAAAAGUUGCUUUUUUCAGAUUGAACAGUCCAAAAUUUAUAGAUGUACACACAGAUUUGUAUGGAAACUUUUCCUUUCAUUUCUUAAAUCAGUUUGUAAAUAUAAAUGAUAGAGUAAGAUUUGUGGGACAAGCUUCCUCUUGUUUAGAUGAUGAGAACGUUGAUUUAUUUAAUAAUCACAUUCAAAUAAGAAAAAUAGAAAAUAAAAUAGAAAAAAUGACCAAUGGUGGAAAUAACAAAAAGGCCCAACAACAAAAUAAUAAUAAUAAUAAUAAUAAUAAAAAUAAUAAUAAUGAUGAUCAUCAUCAUCAUGAUAAUGUGCAGGAUGAUAAUUAUGAGAGAUACACAUUGGACUGGGAACAAAUCAUCGAAAUAUAUGGAAAACCAAGAUAUAUUUCUAAAGGCAUAAACCAAAACUGGACUUGGAUUUCUGAAAAUUACAAAAUGAAAAAUUCAAAUGAAAAAUACAUAAAAAUAUGUUAUUGUUUCCGCUUUUAUUAUAAUAAUUGUAAAGAUACCAAAAAUUUUCUAUAUAUAGGAUUAGUACAUAAUAAUAUUUGGAAUAGCAAAACAAUAAUUAUGCAGAAUGAAUUAGAAACAAAUUAUGAAAUACAUAAUUUGAUAUAUUUUAAUAAAGAUUCUAUUAAAUUUGUUGCAAUUAACUCAUUUAACGAUUUGAAUAGAAAUGUUUGUGAUAAUAUAAAUUAUGAAAAAAAUAUUAUUAUGCCUUACUUUUUUGGAUAUAAUAAUUUUCAUAAUUCGACAUUUAAUCAGAAUAAUAUAUUAAAUAUAGGCAAGACAUAUUAUCUUAAUGAAUUUAUUUUUAUAUUAUGUUAUAAUACUGAAUAUUAUAAGAAGAAAACAUUUUUCUUAUUAGCACCAAAGGAUAUGUCUGAGUUAAAUGAACUUACAACAUAUUAUAAUGAAAAAAUAAAUACAUUUAAUUUAACACAAUCAGGUUUUUUAUAUGAUUCAGAUAUAAAGGAUAUUUCAACAAAAAAUGAAAAUAUUGAAAAAUAUGAAAACUUACAAUUAUUGUUACAAAAUAAAGUGAACAAACCAAACAUAUUUGAGAAUUAUUUUUAUCUAAAAGAUGUAUAUAAAAAGAAUAAUAUGAGUAUAUAUAAUAUGAACUUUUAUAAUAUGAGUCCAUAUAUAAUUUAUAAUAAUAAGAAGAAUACAAAUAUACAAGUAAAGAAAAAAUUAAAAAUUAUAUUAACAAAAAUGUAUCAUAUGACAAGUAUAGAUAUCAAUGAAAUUAUAUUUUAUAAAGAUAAAGGAGAAUUAUUAACUGGUCUUAAUUUACAAAAUAUAUUUAUUCUACCAAAGAAAAGGAAAGUCAUAUUAUGUUGUUAUAAUGAUGAUUAUAUAGAAGUAGAUAUAAAUGAUGAAAACAAAAUUGGAUUGAAAAAAUCAAACAAAAUACAAGAAUUAAUUGAUAUUUUUAAAAAAUAUCAUCCAAAUUUUGAACGAAAUAAAAAAAAACAAAAUGAUAUAUUAGAACAAUUUAAUAAUAUCAAUGAUAUUUUAUUUAAAUAUGAUUAUAUAAGAAAUGAUAACCAAAAUGAAAUUUAUUAUGAUACAGGAUUUUUUAGAAAUCACAUUUAUAUACAACUAAUUAAUCAUCCAUUUGAUUUAAAAAUAUAUGGAUCAAAUAUACAAAAAAAGAACAAAAAAGAAUAUAUAUUAUAUAUAAUAGAUUUUCAUAAUACUUGUUAUAAAAAUAUGAAUAAAAAUGGAUUUUUCUUAGAACAUAAAAGAUAUAAUCAAAUGGAAAAUUAUAUACACUUUUUACAAAUUUCCAUGAACAAAAUAAAUAAUUACAAAUUGUGUUUAUAUGAAAAAAAUAGUGAUAUAUAUUCCAAUGUGGGUAUUUUGAAUAUGACAGAUUAUUAUGUUAUAAAAGAGAAUUUCUUUUUCGACAAUGAGGAUAUUGAAAAUAUAAAUAAAAAUAAAAUGGAAAUUGAUUAUCAUGAUAAUAAUAAUUAUGAUAAUAAUAAUAAUAAUAAUAAUAAUAAAUAUUACAUUAAAUAUCAUAGUCAAAAUGUCAUCAAAAAUGUAUGCUUAAUUAUAGACAAUACAAACAAAAUAAUUGUUAUUAAAGAAAAGGGAAGCUUUUAUUUUAAUCUGCAAAUAGAAAAAGGAAUAUUCAUAGAGAAGGGAAAUCAAAAAUUAAAUGAACUAUUCCCUGAUAUAAAAAAUCAUGAACUUAUAUCAUGUAAAAAUAAAAAGAAAAAUACAAUUAUAUUAACAAAAACACAUAUUUUUUUGUAUACCAAAAAUAAUGAUAUAUCUUUUUCAACAAAACAUAACUUACCAUUUCCAUAUGACAUCGAUUUUGAUGAUAUGUAUAUAUAUAUAAAUGAUUUAUAUCUCAAUAAAAUUGCACGUAUACAAAUUUUAUCUACUAAAGAUAAUAAAACACCUAUUCCAAUUAUUAAUAAUAAACAAAGAACCAAAAGAAGUAUUAUCAACCAUGAUAAUGAAUCACAACAAAAUAUAAAUACCUACAAUAGACAUAGAACUAAUCAAAUUAUAGAUCAAAAUAUUCAAAAGAAAGAAAAAACAUAUCAUCAUUUUAUUCCAUUACAUGAGGUGAAAAAAAAAAAGUUACAAAAUAAUAAUAUAAUAAAAUUAAGGCAAAAUGAAUUCACCAUUAAAAAUUUGAAAAAUAUAGAUUAUUCAAAAAAUAACAUUCCUAAUCAAAAAAUCAGUUCAAAAGAUUACAUAUACAAAAUGAGCGAUUUCCAAGCAUUCAUAAAUAAACAGGUUAAUUUAAUUACUACCAAUUUAUUUAGUUUGUAUAAUUAUUUUGAAAAGAAAAAAUAUUAUAACACUCUGAGUUAUUUUAUUAAAUGGUUAUGGUCAAAUAAAUUAGGAUCCUCAGGAGAAGAAAAAUAUUCAACAAAAAGUAGCAUUACACCGAAUGGAAACAACAUAAAAAAUGAUAAUAAUAAUUAUAAUAAUAAUAAUUAUAAUAAUAAUAAUAAUCAUAAUAGUAGAGGUCGUGAAAAAUAUAUUCAUAGUUAUCAUACAAUUAGUGGAGAAAAAAUGCAAAAUGAAAACCUACAUAAUACACACCAUUUUAAUAAUUUUAUUCAAUUUUUUCAAAAUAAAAAAAAUUCUAUACAUAAAAAAGAAAAAAAUAGUAAAAAUAUUCCGUCAUAUAAUAUAAUGUUUAAAAAUAUUAACCAUAUAUCAAACACACUAAAUGAUAGAAAUGAACAAGAAUUAACAAGUACCACUAUAAAGAAAAGAACAAAAAGAAAUGUUGAGGGAAAACUUAUGAAUCAAUCAUCUUAUAAUGAACUUAUACUAGCAAGUAUCAAAAAAUAUACAAAUAAAGUAGAAGCUUUCCAUUUUGUCAAUAAUCAAAUUGAUUAUAUAAAUUAUAUAAUAAAUUUAAAAAGCCCAUUAAGUAUCAGUAUCCAAAAUAAUGUCCUAUAUAUUUUAGAUUCUAUAAAAAAUACUUUUUUUAGUUACAAUCUGAUAAAUAAAGAAAUGAAAGAAUUAGAAAAAUAUCAUUUUCAUGAUCAUCCAUACAUAUUAAAAAAUCCUUUACAUUUUUCCAUAUACAAUGGUAUAAUAACAGAAUAUACAGAACAUAAAAAUAACUUAGCAUUUGUCACCCAAAUUGAUAGUAAUGAGAUAAAAAUAAUUGAUUUAAAUAAUAGUAAAAAAUAUAAAAUAAUCAAAGCAAUUAAACUAAGGAAAGGAUAUAAACAUAAUCACAUAAAUUAUGUUAUAGGAAUAAAACAGAAAUUAUUAAUAAUAACAUCACAAAGUGAAAAUAUUAAUCAUUAUAAAAAUAUAAUUUAUCAUUAUCAUUUUAAUUCUUUUGAUCAAUAUUUUAGUAUAUCUUUUAAUUAUACAUUUGCAAAAAAUUAUAAUGCAAGUGAUAAUUUGUAUAUUAUUCCUGAUAUAGAUAAAUAUAGUGAUAAUAUAAUAUAUUUUUGUUUUCUAAAUUCAAAUAAUAAAUGUACAAAUAUUGAUGAACUAACCAAAUUGUCUAUAUCUCACGAAUCAGGAAUAAUAACAGGAAAACUAAAUUAUUUUGGGACCUUUUCCUUAAAAAUAUUUGCAAAAACACAUUUUCAAUAUAAAAUUAAUACAUAUACAAAUUUAUAUUCUUAUUGCGGUAUUAGUCAAGAAUAUAAUAAAACAAAAUCUACAUGCGAGAGCUGUCCAAUAGGUACUUUUUGGAAUAGCGAAAAAUUAUUAUGUGAGAACUGUCAUAAAUAUAUUCAAAAUACUUCUACCCUAAAAAAUGGAUCAAAAUUAAAAACAGAUUGUCUAUGUUCCCCAGGAUAUGAAUAUUCUGAUAAAUCAUCGAAAUGUGAAAAAUGUAAACCUGGAUAUUAUAAAGCAAGUGUUGGAAAUUUUAUUUGUAUUAAAGGUUGCCCAAUAAAUGAAAAAAGUAUAACGUAUGGUGCAAAAAAUUAUAAAGAAAUGGAUUGUAAAUGUAUUGAAGGAUAUUAUAGAAAAGGAGAUAAAUGUGUUUUAUGCUUAUCAAAUUAUUAUUGCCCAGGAAAUGAAUUAAUAAAACCAUGUGAUAAACAUAAAAUAUCCAAAGUAGGAGUUAUAGACAAAAAUGAAUGUAAAUGUAAAGAAAAUUAUAUAACAGAUAAUAAAAAUAAUAAUUGUGUUUAUUGUGCUUCUAUAGCAAAAAUUGUAGGCAAACCAAUUUAUUGUUCUUUAUGUGAUCCAAUUUAUUUUCAUGAAGAAAAUUAUAAAAAUUUAUUUAUACUUCCUAAUAAUAUACAUAAUUAUGGACUAAUUAAUAAUAUAUAUAAUUAUGAUGAAGAUUUAUCAUUACAAGGAGAUAUAAUGAAAUAUGCUUAUUUUCAUAAAACCACAAAUAUAGAAAAAAAUUUUACAAACUAUAUAAAUAUUAAUAAUAUAUAUCAUACAUUUAAUAAUAAUAUUAAUAAUUAUGAUUAUUUAAAUACAGCCAAAUUUGCUGUCGAAAUAGAUAUUCCUAAACCAAAAAAAUGUAUAUAUUGUGAUAGUGGAUAUUAUAUGAAAAAACAAAAAUGUGUUUCAUGUACUAACAAAUAUUGUGAAGGAUUUAAUCACACGCCAAAAGCAUGUCCUAAAAAUUCAGUUGUAAAUAAAAUAAAUGCAUCUUCUAUUUUUGAUUGUUCAUGUAAACGUGGAUAUGGUAUAUUAAAUGAAAGAAGAAAUGCAUAUGAUAAUAAUAUUACAUGUCAACCAUGUCCACAAAAUUUCUUUAAACAUAUUAUAUCUGAUGAUUCCUGUUUUCCAUGCCCAUUAUAUACAUAUACUUUAAAUCAAGGAGCAACAUCUAUAUUACAAUGCUUACCAAAAAAAGGAUAUUUCAUUUAUAUGUUUAAAAAUAUUAAUAUAGACUAUUUAAGAUAUAAAUUUGAUAUAAACACAGAAAAUAGAAUAUAUAAUUAUUUUGAAAAGAAUAAUAAAAUAUUUCAUGAAGAUGUAUAUAAUUUUUUUUUAAACAAGCAAUAUUCAAAAUUUUUUUAUAACACAGAAAAUAAAACAAAUAAUAAUAAUAGUAAUAAUAAUAGUAAUAGUAAUAAUAAUAAUAAUAAUAAUAAUAAUAGUAAUAAUAAUAGUAAUAAUAAUAGUAAUAGUAAUAAUAACAAAACAAAGGAAAAUCAUUUUUAUAAUACAGUGCGGAAUACAUACAACCCUUCGAAUAAUUUACAAAAUAAAAAUACAGAAAAUAUUUAUAAUAUACAAUACUUGGAACAUUUAGGAUUUAUCAAAAAAACUUCAUUGUUCUAUAUUUAUAUGAUACUCUUAAGAAAUAUUGAAGAACAUUAUAAUUUUAAUAUGGAUAGAAUGUUAAAAAUUACUUGCCAUAUAAACCUUCAUUUAAAAAAAAACCCACAUUUCACUAUUACGUAUAAAACAAAUUUACAAGAAUGUAUAGACAGUUGUAAAAAUAAUAUAUAUUGUAGAGGUAUUGAAUUUUCAAGGAAACAAGUAGAAUAUACUCAAAUAAUCUUAAAAAAUAAUAAGAAAAUUAUACUUGGAUAUUUUAAAUGUAAACAAUUUUAUUUCCAGAAUAUGUAUGAUUAUUCUUCCUAUAACUUAGAUUCUUAUUUAAAUGAACAUAUAGAAAAUCAAAUAAAUAUUAAAAGUACAUUAACAUAUACAAAUUUCAUUAUGAAAAAUAAAUCAGAUAUUAUUUAUACUUGUUCAAUUGAUAGAGAUCCUAAAUAUUUACUUUAUAAACAUUAUAAACUAGUAGAAUGUGUAAUAGGGAAAUUUUGUCCAGGUAAUAAUACUCCAUAUAUGAUAUCAUGUCCUAUUAAUUCUAUAACCACAAUACCAAUAUCAACAGAUGUAAAUAAAUGCUUAUGUUUAAAAGGAUAUUCCUAUGUAGGAGUUACAUCUUAUAGAUGUUCUUUAUGUGAUAGAGGAACUUAUAAAAAUUCAACAGGUAAUAAUAAAUGUGAUAAUUGUCCUUUAUCAUUUUCAACAACACAUAGAGGAUCAACAAGUAUUAAGGAUUGCUCUUGCACAUCUGGAAAUUAUCUGACAUUUGAUACCUUGGGAAAUUUUAUACGUACGGAAAAUAUUCAGCAAAAAAAUAUUAGCGAUCAGUAUUUUGUUAUACCCAUAAAACAGGAAUCUCAACAUGAAAAUGAAAAUAAAGUUAAAAAUGUAAAUAAAGAUGAAAAUAAAAAUAUAAAUAUUUUUAAUAUUAAUAAUAUUUACAACCAUGAUAUAGUUUAUAAAACGAAAAUAAUCAAAAUUAGUUUGAAUAAAGAAAAUGAUAAUCAUAAUGAUUAUAUGAACAACUUAUUAGAACAAACUAUAGGUGUAUGUAAACCAUGUACUUUGGAAAACCAUUAUUGUGAAGGAGGUUUAGAAACUGAUAUCACUUUUAAUAAUAAAAUUAUUAAAGGUAAAUUUCAUACCUUACCAAAAAAAUGUCCAAAGGGAUUAGGUAUUCCAAAUAUAAUUAAAGAAAGAAAUUCAAUAAAUAAUUGUUUGUGUAUACAUGGAAAAGUUUUAAGAACCACACAAAAUAAAAAUGUGGAAUGUUUCCCUUGCCCACCUAACACAUUCAAAGAAAAUGAAUAUGACAAUAGUUGUUCAGGUGCUUGUCCUCCAUUUUCUACUACUUUUGUUGGGUCAUCUUAUGAAAAUCAAUGCUUUUGUAAAAAUAAUUAUUAUCUUGUAUCUACGGAUGAUGAAAAUGACAACAACAAUAAUAAUAGUAAGAGCUAUAUAAAAGUGAACAGUUGUAAAGUUUGUCCUGUAGGAGCUAUAUGUAAUAGAGGAUUUAACAUAUAUAUAUAUCUAAAACUAUUAAAUGAUAGAUCAUAUAAUAAUAUAAAUGUAAUAGAUCAUGAAACACCCUUUCCUAAAUAUGGAUAUUAUGCAGUAUACCGAGAAAAAACAAAUCCAACUAAAUUAUGGGACCCAUUAGAUGAUAAUGCAAUUUCACAUUAUGUCUAUCCUUAUCAUAAAUUGCUCUUAUUUAUUCAAAAAAAUAUACAGAAGGGAAAUUAUUUCUUUUUAGAAAAAGGGAACAAAUUUUACCUUAAUGAUGAAUUUGUGGAAAAAAUGAAAGAAAAGAGUAAAUAUAAAGAAGAAAAAGGAAAUAAAUUUGUACCAAAAAAUAAAAUAAUAGAUAAUAUCAAAACAAAUAAUCUAAAAGGAAACCAUAACAGCAACAACAACAACAAUAAUAACAAUAACAAUAAUAAUAAUAAUAAUAAUAAUAAUAAUAAUAAUAAUAUCUCAAACUUAUUGCACAAGGAUAAUAUACGUGAAAAUAAUUACAAUAAUGAUAUUAUUGAAUUAUCUAGUUAUGAAGAUUAUACAUUUAAAAAAUUGUCCUCACCUUCUACAAUUCGAUCAAAUAAUAAUGUUAUUUCCUUUAUACAAAGUAAUGAUAAGUCUAAUGAUUCAACAAAUGAUAAUAAUAUAGAAAAUGUUGUGGAUAUUUUUAAUAAAUACGUUCAGGAAGCUAAAGAAUUACAAAUACAAAAUAGAAAAUUUGAAAGACUACCAGAUAUACAUCCAUGUACUAUUCCAAACAGAUGCCUUGGUACCUUAAUAAAUUUGUGCUCAGAUGGAUCUACUGGAUAUCAAUGUAAUAACUGUUCAAAAAAUUAUGAUAUGUCUUAUUUUAAAUCUAAAUGCAAAAAGUGUCAAAAUUUCUUCUAUGAAAUAUUACAUAUCAUAUUAUUAAAAUUAUUAUAUUAUAUAAUUGUUAUAUUUAUAUGUGCCCUUAAUGGUAAUAUUUUAAAUAAAUUACAUGUUAGUGGAAUAUUAAUGAGAAUAUGGUUAAAUUGCUCUUUUACUUUUAUAGCUUACGGAUUUUUUAUUCCUAACAUGAAUUCAUUUAUUUCGAAAUAUUGGUAUCUAUAUAAAACAGCUUUUUCAUAUCAUAUGAAAAUUUUUGCUUAUUACAUAAGGGUACAAUGUCUUCUUAAUUCGUUACAUAUUAAUUUGUCAUAUAAUGAAAUCUGGUAUAUACAAAAAUAUAUGAAUAUUUUUACUCCUAUAUUUGAUUCUAUAUUUAUAACAAUCUUAUUGUUUGCCCUAAUACAUAUAUACAAAUUUAUUUUUUACAAAAAGAAUAUAAUUAUAUUCGAACAACUAUUGUGUACUAUUCCUGAGUUGAAUAUGUUAUAUAAAAAGGAUUUUAUAGAUAAUAUUCAUGAUGUGGCAAAUAAAAACUAUGCAAAUAAUAACUCUGAUAGUUUUGAAGAAAAUGAAAAUCAAAAUGAAGAAAAAAAAAAUAAAAAAAAUAAAAAAAACAUAAAGGACAAGAACAGCACUAAAAAAAUAAAUAAUGAUAAUAAUAAUAAUGAUGAAUAUAAUAAUAAUUUUAAUAAGGAUAACAUUAAUUAUAAAGAUGAACAGAUAAACCAUUUUGAAAAAUGCUCAAGCAUUACUACCAUACUAAACAAUUUGGAACUAAACAGCCAAGAUCAAAAUAAGAAAAGUAACAAAAAAAUAUUUGAUAUAAAGAAAAAAACAUCUAUAGAAAAUAUUAAGAAAAAUGAUGCAAAUAUUUUAUCGAAUGAUACCUAUAAUAAUGUAAAAAAUAAAGAAUCCAAUAUAAACACAAACAAAAAUAUAACAAAUAACAUAAAUUAUGAAUUAAAACAUAUUAAAAAUAAAGAGUGGUAUAAUAUAUUCUUAAAUAAAACUAUUCAAUAUAUAUAUGAAGAAAAAAAAAUCUUUGGAUUAUGGCAUUUCAUAUUUAAAAAAAAUGAUAACUGGGUUAAAAAUAUAGGAACAUUUUUAAAUGAUACACUUCCUUGUUAUAUAUUAAUAAUGAUAUUAUCGAUACCAUACAUACUUUUAGAACUUAUACAAUUAACAUAUUGUACACCUAUAAAAUAUAAAUCACAAAAAGAAGAUUUUUAUUUAACAUAUCUUAUUACACAGAAAUGUAGUUUAUCGUCUAAAUUAUUUUUAACAGGUUUAAUUGUAACGAUUGCAAUGGUUUCUUUUUAUAUAUGCCUAUGGAUCCUUUUAUUAUAUUUAUAUUCAAAAAGAAAAAGAUUGAAUUUGUUCGAUUUAUUAACAUCAAAUUUAUUAACAGGUUAUAGAAAAGGAAAAAUAAUAUUUGAAUUAAUAAUUUUAUUAAAACAUAUUCUAAUCAUAUUUUUAAUAUGUUUUAAUAUAUAUUAUGAAUUUUAUUAUAUUGUUUUUCUUACAUUAAUAUUAAUUACGUUUGCUAUUCUAGAAAUUUUAUCAAAUCCAUAUGAUAAGAGAUCAUUUAAUAUACUUAAUAAAUCAUUAAAUAUCGGAAAUGUAUUAAAUAUAUUUUUCCCUUUAAUUAUUUGGGGCAGUUUUUAUUGGACAUAUGAAAAAUUUUUUAUAUUUCCUAUAUUUGUUAUAUAUGCUUAUCACAUUUAUAUGAUUCAUCAUAUAGUUAAAGAAUUUACACUAUCUAUUCAUUUUAUAAAAAAAGAAAAUAUAGUUAAUAUUCAAACUAUUGGAUAUGAUCCAGAAAAUAUAAAAAAUAAAAAUUAUAAAAUAUAUUAUAAAGUCAUGAACAAAAUUAAAUAUUUCCUUAAUAAAAAUCAAAAGAAAAAUAUUUCAAAUGCCAAUCAAAAUAAAGACAAAGAUUUGAAUAAAAAUAAUAAUUCAAAAGAUCACGUAAAAUUUGAACCAAUUGAAAAUAUUAUAAAACGAUAUAAUCUGAAAUUAAAUAAGGGUAUCCUCAAAGAUGCAAAUAAAAAUAAUGAUAAUAAUAAUAAUAAUAAUAAUAAUAUGCAUACACAGGUUGAAGACAAUAAAAAUGAUAUAUUAUUUAUUAAAAAAAAUGUGUUACCUGUUAAUGUACAUAAUGUGGCUUCUAUUUGGUAUGAUGAGCAAAACGAAGAUUUAUUAUUUCAGAUGCCAUAUCAAAAUAAAUUCUGUCUCAAUAUCAAUAAUGAAGAAAAUGAAAAUGAUGAUAAUGUAAAUGAUUCAACAAAAGAUAAAACAAGUGACGAAAAAAAUAAUAAUGAUACAAAUGAUGAUCAUUUAAAUGGUAAUAGUAACAAUAAUAAUAGUAAUAAUAAUAAUAAUAAUAAUAAUAAGGAUAAUAAGGAGGCGAAUGAAAAUAAUGAUAAUAUAAAUCAUAACAACAUAAGUAAUCAUAAUUAUAAUUCUUCUAUUACUUUUAAUACUAAUAAAAAGAAGAAAAACUACUUUAAUAAAUUAUCAGAUUAUAUAAUUGAUAAACGAAAUAAAAAAAACAUUAAAUAUUUUAUUACAUCUCUUAUGGAAAUUAUUGAAAAGUUUUUAGAUUCUUCUACACAUUGCUUUAUAUACGAAAAUUGGUUCGAUUUUACUAUCCGAUUUGCAUUCGUAUAUAUAUCAUGGAUCAAAAAAUGUAACAAAAAAAAUAAUAUUAUGCUGCCUAUGAAUAUACAACAAUUACAUAUUCAUAUGGACCUCUUUAUAUUUACACCUUUAUUUUCUAAAAAUAAUUAUACUUCAAAAUAUGAACAAAAUAUACAAAAUUACUCCAAAAAAAAAAUAUAUAAUAAAAUAAAUAGGUAUGAUGAAAAAAAAGAGAAUGUUGAACUACUUGAAAAAAAUAAUAGUUUUGAAAAUACAGAAAUUAAAAUCAGCCGCAGUUUUGGAUCACACAAUUAUAUGCCAAACAUAAAAAAUAGGAAAAAUAAUAAUGACAGAAAAGGAGAUAUUACUUCUAUAAAUGAUAUAAAUGUAGAUAAUAUAAAUAUGGAUAAUAUAAAUAUAGAUAAUAUAAAUGUAGAUAGUACAAAGGAGGAUGAUAAAAAUGAAAAUCACAAUAUCAACCAUCUUAUAAAUGAGCACAAUGAAAAAGAAUCUUCUGAGCAUAUAAACAAUAUAAACGAUCAAAAUAUUAUAGACUAUAAUAUAGAUGAAAAUAUAUCUAAAAAUAAUGAAAAAGAGAAAAAUAUUAAAAUGUCUCCCAAAGAUAAUUCCUUUACUCAAAAAGAACAUAAUAAUAAUAAUAAUAAUAAUAAUAAUAAAUAUAAUAAUAGUGAUAUUCUUAAUUAUUCUUUAGAUAUUUUUUCAUCAGAAAUGUUUAAUGAAAAUAUGUUUCAUAGUAUCAUAUCAUUAUUCGAAUUAUAUAUGGCUAUAAAAACUUUAAAAUUAAUGGAUUCACAUAUUUUUAAUAACCUAUACCAAAUGUAUAAUAAAAAAAUUAUCACUUUCGAUACAAGUAUUAUGUUUUAUAUUAAUAAACUAAGAGAUGAUAUAAAAUCAGAAAUUGAGCAAAUUGAUAAAGAAAUAAAUACAGGAGAUACAACAGAAAAAGAAAGAAUUCAAAAUUAUUAUUAUUACAAAGAAGAAUUAAUGAAAAGAAAAAAAUUAGAAGAAGAAUUAUUAUCUAAAAUUAAAAGUCUUGAAGAAUGUAUUGAAGUAAACAAACGAUCACAAUCGUUAAGAAAUAUGUUAUUAACAAAAAAGAAAAAAAAUAAUAAAGAAAAUAUUGAAAAUAAUGAGAAUAAUGAAAAUGUAGAGGAACAUAUAAAUUAUAUCUUUUCCCAUUUACAUAAUGAAGGUACAUAUAAAUUAAAUCAUUCUCAAAAUAUGGACAAAAAAAAUUAA
Molecule: messenger RNA, 17814 nt
Organism: Plasmodium gaboni
Lineage: Eukaryota; Apicomplexa; Aconoidasida; Haemosporida; Plasmodiidae
Product: cysteine repeat modular protein 4
Exons: 2
Coding region: 1-17814 (5937 amino acids)
Biological process (GO): mRNA processing; protein ubiquitination
Molecular function (GO): ubiquitin protein ligase activity
Source: RefSeq, a predicted model, not a curated record